This is a messenger RNA of Condylostylus longicornis, 2749 nucleotides long. It is a transcript of the gene Tbh, whose product is annotated as tyramine beta-hydroxylase. Gene Ontology annotation, cellular component: secretory granule membrane. NCBI's taxonomy places the organism in Eukaryota, Metazoa, Arthropoda, Insecta, Diptera, Dolichopodidae. Gene Ontology annotation, molecular function: copper ion binding; dopamine beta-monooxygenase activity. The record is from RefSeq and is a predicted model, not a curated record. Gene Ontology annotation, biological process: dopamine catabolic process; norepinephrine biosynthetic process; octopamine biosynthetic process. The transcript is spliced from 9 exons. Bases 849 to 2525 code for a protein of 558 amino acids.
GUGAACAGUUCCGGUCGAUAGAAUGAUUUUUUUAUUUUUCAAAAAUUAUAACAAUAUUAUUAUCGCGUUUUUGAUCGUUUCUGAUUGAUAAUUGUAAAUCACUUGAUUGGAAUAUACAAAAAUAAUACAAAUUUGUUUAAAAGAAUUAAAUAAUUAAUAAAAAUUGAAAUAAAUAAUAAAAGAAAGAAAUAAAAAGAACGUUAUUGUUGCAAAAAUUUUAUAUUUUAAAAAUUAGUAAAAAAAUUUUGUUAUAAAAACCCGGUAUUCUUAAAUUUCUUUUGUUUUUUUUUUCCUUUUUAAACAAAAGGAUAACGAUUAUUAAAUGAACGUUAUUGUAAUCUCUGUUUUGAUAAAAAAAUUUUUUUUUUUGAUUUAAUUAAUAAGGAAGGAAAAAAGGAUAUAAAUGAAGGUUAAAAGAGGAAAUUUCAAUUGAAAAAUUAAAAUAAUAUUAAAGAAAAAGAAAUUGAUAAUAAAAAAUAGUGAAAGAGUGUCAGGCAGAGGUUAUAAUUUUCUUUAUAAAUAAAAUUAUUUAAGUUUGUAAAGUGCCAUUACAAAAAAUUCAUAAAGAAUAAUAAGAAUUAAAAAAAUUUUUUAUUAAACAAAAAAAAACACAAAAAAACAAAAGGAUAACAAAAUGAAUACUUUUAUAUCAAUCGGAUUUUUCAGUAUUCUUAUACCGUUAUUAAUUUUUGCCAAUAGACGACUUUUACAUCAUUCCCUGUGCGAAUAGGCCCUUUUGGCUAGGGGAAUGAAACGUAUGCCAAUCAUCAAUGCAAAACUUGUCGUAAUUAUCGGAAACUAAAUUACAUGAAAUUUUACUUAAUCAUGAAGAUGUUAAACUUAGUUGGAUGAUUGAUUGGUACAAUCAAGAAGUUUUAUUUCAUAUACAAAAUGCAUUUAAUCAACAAUAUAAAUGGUUUUACUUAGGAUUUUCGAAACGUGGUGAUGUUUCAGAAUCGGAUAUCUGUUUCUUCGAGAAUCAUAAUGGAUUUUUUAAUGUUGUAACAGAUGCAUAUACAAGUAAAGAUGGUAAAUUUGUACAUAAAGAUUAUCAACAAGAUUGUGAAUUAUUUAAAAUGGAUGAUAAUUCACUGGCAUUUAAAAAGAAAUUCGAUACAUGUGAUCCAUUGGAUUUACGAAUGCAUGAAGGAACAAUGUACAUCCUUUGGGGAAGAGGUAAAACUCAAUUAGAAUUGCAAGAUAAUAAAUUUCAAUUUCCAAAAGCAUCAACGAAAGAUAGUGGUAUGCAUAUGUUACAAUUAUUAAGAGCGGAUAAAAUUAUCAUACCUGAAAAGGAUAUAAAAACAACAGAGGUGACAUUAUCAAAUGUCCUUGUACCAAGUAAAGAGACAACAUAUUGGUGUCAUAUACAGAAAUUAGAUGAUUUUAUAAAAGAGAAACAUCAUAUAGUACAAUUUGAACCAGUUAUUAAAAAUUCGGAUUUAGUACAUCAUUUAGAGGUAUUUCAUUGUGAUACAGAUGCAGAUAUUUCUAUACCAUUAUAUGAAGGUGAUUGUGAUAAUUUGCCAGCUGAAGCAAAAGUUUGUUCAAAAGUUAUAUCAUUAUGGGCAAUGGGUGCAAGUACAUUUACAUAUCCGGAAGAGACUGGAUUACCAAUAGGUGGUAAAGAUUAUAAUCCAUAUGUUAGAUUGGAAGUACAUUUUAAUAAUCCGGAUUUAGUGUCAGGACGAAUUGAUAGCUCUGGUAUGAGAAUUAAAAUGAUUUCAAAAUUACGUAAAUAUGAUGCUGCUGUCAUGGAAUUAGGAUUAGAAUAUACUGAUAAAAUGGCAAUACCGUAUGGUCAAGUUGGUUUCCCAUUAAGUGGAUAUUGUAUUGCUGAAUGUACGCAAGUUGCUUUACCAAAAUCUGGUAUAACAAUAUUUGGUUCACAAUUACAUACACAUUUAAGAGGUGUACGAAUAUUAACUAGACAUUUUCGUAAAACUGAAGAAUUACGUGAAGUUAAUAGAGAUGAUUAUUAUUCACAUCAUUUCCAAGAGAUUCGUAAUUUACGUUAUAAGCCAAGAGUCCUGCCAGGAGAUGCUUUAGUUACAACAUGUUAUUAUAAUACAGAAGGAUAUCAGAAUACAACAUUGGGUGGUUUUUCAAUUAGUGAUGAAAUGUGUGUAAAUUACAUUCAUUAUUAUCCGGCUACAAAUUUGGAAGUUUGUAAAAGUUCAGUCUCAGAAGAAACAUUAGCAAAUUAUUUUAUUUAUAUGAGAAAAAAAGAACAUCAACAUAAAAUAAAAUUAGGUGGUGGUAGAGCACAUAAUUAUCGUAGUAUUAAAUGGACGGAGCCUCGUAUUGAUCAAUUAUAUACGAUGUAUAUACAAGAGCCGCUUAGUAUGCAAUGUAAUCGAUCAGAUGGUUAUCGUUUUGAUGGUUAUAAUUGGGAAGGUUCACCAAUAACUCCAGUUAAAAUUCAAGUACCAUUACAUAGAUUAUCAUGCCAAAAUUAUAAUCCAUUUUGGUUAAAACCAUUAGAAGAAGGAAAAUGUGACCUAUUAGGAGAAUGUAUUUAUUAAUAAAACAAAUUAUAAUAAUUAUACUCAUACAUACAUACAUAUAAUAUUAUAUACUAUUAUAUAAUAAUAGUAUAAUUUGUAUACAUAAUUCAAAUAUACAUAUAAUAUACAUUCAUACAAAUAUACAAACAUAUAUACAUACAUAAUUUAUAUAUUAUAAUAAUAAUGUAGUUAAAAUUAUAUAAAAAAAAAAUUUGAAUUUAUACCCGAAAAAACUGGAAAAU